Panicum hallii is the source of this 669-nucleotide messenger RNA. Its product is annotated as putative serpin-Z5. The record is from RefSeq and is a predicted model, not a curated record. The coding region runs from base 1 to 669 and encodes 222 amino acids. Lineage: Eukaryota; Viridiplantae; Streptophyta; Magnoliopsida; Poales; Poaceae. Gene Ontology annotation, molecular function: serine-type endopeptidase inhibitor activity. The transcript is spliced from 3 exons.
AUGUUACGUCUCUUGCGCAGCCAGUGGAAUCGAAGGGCAAGUGGCGCAAUCCCUUCAGCAAGGGACACCAUUGACCACGAGUUCAAUCGCCUAGAUGGAAGCACCAUUGAUGUGCCAUUCAUGCAGAUCUGGUGCGACCAGCAAAUCGCCUGCUACGACGGAUUCAAGGUGCUCAAGCUGCCGUACAAGACGAUGGACGUCGACAGGUCCUCACCGGAUUUCGACUGGAUGCAGCUGAAGAGUAUCCCCAGGUUCUCCAUGUGCGUCUUCCUCCCUGACGCCCACGACGGCCUGCAGAGCCUAAUUGAGAAGAUGACCUCAUCGCCGAAGUUCCUGCACAACCACCUAUCUUCGAUGUUCGUCCCUGUCAAUGAGUUUCGGCUGCCACGGUUCAAGCUGACCUUUGGCGGUAGCAUCGCUGAAGACCUCAAGAGCUUGGGCCUCAUUCUACCGUUCGACCCAUUAACGGCGAGUGUGUCAGAAAUCACGGAGGGCUGUGAGGCAGCCGCCGCCACCGAGUCGGUUGACAACAUGGGGUUCUCGUUGGACUAUGAGAAGCCCAAGCAAGUGGACUUCAUCGCCGACCACCCAUCUGCAUUCUUCAUCAUCGAGGAGACAUCAGGCAGCGUCAUAUUUGCAGGGCAUGUCCUCGACCCAUCUAGGGAGUAA